UAGAGCAUUGCAAAUGCGACAAAUGACUUUUGAUUAGUUUCUCGACAUUUAUUCGCUCUUAAUUUUUGGGGCGACAAAACUUUGGCGAAAUGGAUCAGCGACAUGUGCGAGCAGCUCGUCAGCUGCCUAGCAUGCGGCUCACGUUGGCGAUGACGGCGAUGACGACGAAGCCGUCAUGGGCAUCGAAACGGACGUGGACGUAGAAGUCGGGGCGAAGAUGGAGGCGGAGGUGGAGGUGGAGACGUGCACAGAGGGCCCAGGGCGUGGGUGGAGCUGGAGGUUGUUUCAUAUUAAAGCGUCGUUAACAUUGAGCUUGAUGGCUGCUUUGAUGGGCUUCGAUAUGUUUUUAAAUGCGCAAAUAUUGCGACUCGUGUCCCAUUUGCAUUGCCCGGGCAAGAGUUAUCGUUAUCAUAGCCGAAAUAUAAGCGCAGCCGACCUUGCGACCGUUACUGAAUUCUGAUGUAGAAUCCCUGCCGACCCCUGGCAGGCCAGCCGGAGCUACAGUUAUGUACUAUAAAAGCGAGUGCACCCACAGCAGCCAGUCACACACCGUUAACAAUCGUUCGACGAGCAGCAAUGAAGAGCUUUACCGGAAUAUUCCUGAUGCUUCUGCUGGCCGCGGCCAGCUCAGCAAUGCCGCAGCGCCGCCAGCUGAAGAGCCAGCGUCAAGUGGAGCUAGCCAGCACGCCGUAUCCAGCGGCUGGCUUCCGGCCAAAGAUACCGUUCGAUCUGCCCAGCGAGAGGCAGCCCAAGCUGGAGGAGCCACUGGCCACGACAACGGCGCCAUCGGCCAAGACUGAAGUGGAAGACUUUGGCAUCACGGAGGAGCAAGCGACCACAACGGAGCUCUUGGAGCAAGAGGUACAGGUGAAUGCACGCACACCAGCCAACACCUAUGGAGCACCCGACCAGCCCGAAGAUACCGUGGAGGUGGUGGCCCAGGCACCCGCUCGAGACUUUCAGCCACCCGUUCGCGAGGCUGCGCAGGAUUUUGCCGCUGUUGCCAUUGAUGGCAUUGCUGGUGAACAGCAGCCUGUUGCUGAUCUGCCUGCCCUGGACCAGCCCGAGACGACGCUGAGCGAGGAGCAGGAGGAGCUGUCCACCACCGAGAUUGCCCUCAAAGUGGCCGCCACACCCGCCAACACCUACGGAGCACCCAACACACCCGCUCGAAGCUAUGGCGCACCCGAGCUGGAGGAGCUCGACAACGAACUGGAAACGGAGGAGUCGCAGGUGGAGCUGGUCGAGGAGGCGGAGCAGGAGCUGAACGCCGCUACCCUUGGUCUGUCCAGCGGCCGCCUCGUGCUGCUGCCCAUCAACGCCGCCGGUGCCCAGUUCGGCCGCCUCCUGCUCGCAGUGGAGCAGCCCCAGCAGCAGCCCCUCAGACGCCAACGUGUGCGCAGCGAGCGACUCCGCUUGCGCCGCCACUAAAUCCAGCCAAACCAAAUCCAACUCUCUGAUAUACGAACUAGAAAUGGUAUUAAAUAUUUGCAGGCAGCCUUUAAGCACUUGUUUGUUAUCCAGCUGUGCCGGAAAUGGAAGUAGAAGUAGAAAUGGAAGUGGAAAUGGAAGUGCAAUUGGAAUUGGCUGCUGCAACAGAGUCAAUUCUCCAAUUCUCCAUUCGAUGUGCGUGUUUGCACACAGAUGGAAGUUGGCGCAGCUAAAUUGUCCUCCAUGGUUCAUUGCAUUGUUUAUGCGUUCUGUUUGCCAUUAGACUCGAGUCGAGUUGUGUCGAGUCGAGUCGAGUCGAGUCUCACGUCUGGCACAGUCAAUUGCCUAAUUGAUGCUUAUUGCAGUUCCUACACUUGGCAGUAAAUCGUUGUCGGGGGAGCGAGCGCUUUGUCGAAUAUCAAAUACUUCCAGCUAGAGCAAAUAAUCCGUGGCAGUGAAUGGAGAGUGGAAUCACUCUGCAGUGAUGGUGAUAGAUGCUCCUGAGCAGCACGCAAUGCAGUCUCUCUAGCAGAGAAUCCGAUUAUGGAGUGUAUUCCGGAGUAUCUUCCAGUUGAUCAGCUCGCUUUGCCGGGCUAUGCGUUGUGCCUCUUGGCACUUCGGCUGAUGGAAAUAUAGUGCGUAGCAUUCAUUUUAAUUCGCACGGCAGUGGCAACAAGGGUUUUGCUGCUGCCACGCCCACGCCGCCCAGGCCGCCCACACUGGCAUGGCAACUAUGUAUUUUGGGGCCGUUUUGAUCAAAUGGAAAGAAAACUUUUCUCAUUACUCAUUGCCAAGCCAAGGCAAACAAACAAACCAACGAACCGACCGAGCCAGGCCAACAGACCAGCGCAACUAACGGCAGUCAACAACUAAGAGUCAACAGGCAGGGGGCGGGCCGGGUUCGAGUUGAUGGGGGAUUUAUAACAGUACACAGCUGCAGCAGCAGCAGCAACAGCAUCAGCAGCAAUAGCAAUUGCAAUAGCAAUAGCAUCAACAAGAGCAACAGCAUCAGCCGGCUGUAGCUUUCCAUUUUCUACUGACUAAUCCCACGUAUGUAGUGCUACGGCUACACUGAGCGAAACUAGACUACUGAAUACAAAUGAAAA
Drosophila arizonae is the source of this 2537-nucleotide messenger RNA. RefSeq lists its product as uncharacterized. The record is from RefSeq and is a predicted model, not a curated record. Lineage: Eukaryota; Metazoa; Arthropoda; Insecta; Diptera; Drosophilidae.